Messenger RNA from Hordeum vulgare subsp. vulgare (domesticated barley), 1056 nucleotides. RefSeq lists its product as uncharacterized. The record is from RefSeq and is a predicted model, not a curated record. Bases 231 to 974 code for a protein of 247 amino acids. NCBI's taxonomy places the organism in Eukaryota, Viridiplantae, Streptophyta, Magnoliopsida, Poales, Poaceae. The transcript is spliced from 5 exons.
GGCAUUCUGGAGGCCUCGCGCCCCACCCAGCCAUGCCCCGCCCCCAAAUCCCCCACACCAACCCCGUCAUCAUCGUAGAGAAUUAAACCGCCGUCCCCGGCAAGCAACUCCGGCGACCCUCCAACAGCUACCUCCUUCCCCCGCCGCCCCCGGAGAUCCAGGUGACCUCACUCGCCCAAUCGUUCGUACCCGCCGGGAUUCGCUCCUGCCUGCAGAGCCCUGCCGUACAGAUGGAGAGGGGGCGGGGCGGGAGGGACGGACCCUUUGGCACGGGCGACCCGUUCGCCGGAUUCGGCCGGCUGGGCGCCACGAUGCCCGACCUGUUCGGCGAGGGCAGGGACCCCUUCGACGACCCCUUCUUCACGCAGCCGUUCGGGACCUACUUUGGCCGCCCCGGCAUGUUCGGCCCGAUGGGCGGCCCUAGCCUAUUCGGCCCGGCCAUGUUGGGCGGGUUAGGGCCCGGGGACGGGUUCCUCGAGCAAGCUCCGGCGAGGAGCGGUGACGGUGGGGGGCCUGUCAUCACGGAGAUCGACGAGGAUGAAGACGGGGGCGACGGAGAGGCGAGCCGCGGGGCAUAUGUUCAGGAGCUGGAUGAUGGGAAUGAUGAUGGGAUGCAACAAGGGGGUAAGGUCCAGCUGCGGCGAGAUCCCAACAGGGCGAACGGCGGCGGCGGCCAGCCGCAGUCACACUCGUUCACGUACCGGAGCUCCACGGUGACUUACGGCGGUAUUAAUGGAGCCUACUAUACGGCCUCCAAGACCCGGAGGAGGGGCAACGAUGUGAUUACUGUCGAAGAAACCAAGGAAGCAGACACUACGACUAAAGAGGCCACUCAUAGGAUCUCCAGAGGAAUUCAUGAUAAGGUGAUACCUCAACCUUUAUAUGCAAGUGCCAAAAGAUCUCAGACAUCGAAGCUAGAUAUCAUGCAUCAAGUGAAGAAGUUAGGAUUCAUUCCAGCUUGCUGCAACCUUUAAGUGAGCCCAAUGUUUCUCCUUGUCUUAUGUUACUCCAAACAUUUUUUUUCAUUAUUCCACUGAAUACAUUUGUUUUCAAUUU